AUGGAGAAGAUAUGGAUUAACGAAGACUCCUUUUGGUCUGGCGGCCAGUUGCACCGUGUCAACCCCGACGCGCUGGACAACAUGCCUGUCAUGCAGGCUCAACUUGCCGAUGCCGACAGCACUGCUGGGGUCUACUAUGUCGUGAAUGGCGUCACCUACACCCGCGAGUACAUCGCUAGUGAGCCUACUGGGCUGAUCGCGAUUCGCAUCAAAGCGGAUAAGCCUGCAGCUGUUGAUUUCAACAUUCAUUUGCGUAAAGGUCUAUCCCUUAAUCGCUGGGAAGAUUACAGCCAGAAAGUUGGCUCCGACACGGUCAUCAUGGGCGGGGGCAGCGCAAGCGUACACACAAUCGAAUUUGCUGCUGGUGCGAAGAUCGUUGCUUCAACUGGAAAAGUGUAUACUAUCGGCGACUAUGUCAAGUGCGAGGGUGCGGAUGAGGCGGUGGUGUACUUCACCGCGUGGACUUCCUUCCGAAAACCUGAUCCCAAAGCUGCUGUACUUGGCGAUCUAGAGGCCGUGACUGGCAACAGUUAUAAAGUGAUACGCUCGGAACAUAUCGACGACUAUCAGAGCCUUGCGGGAAGGGUGUCGCUGAACCUAGGAACUUCAUCGUUAGAUCAGAAACAAGGAAGUACAUCCGCUCGCAUAGGUGCAGCCGGCAAAGUAUUUGACCCAGAGCUUGCAUCUCUAUAUUUCCAGUUCGGGCGAUACCUGUUCAUUUCGUCAUCGAGGAGUGGCACAUUGCCGCCAAACCUGCAAGGCAUCUGGAAUGGAGACAUAGAUCCCCAGUGGGGAUCGAAGUACACCAUCAACAUCAAUACCCAGAUGAACUAUUGGCCGGCCCUAGUCACCAAUCUUGCAGACCUGAACGCGCCGCUGUUUGACCUCAUUGAAAAGGUUCGUACGAUGGGGCUCGACACAGUGAAGUCUAUGUAUGGAGCCCGAGGUGCGGUAUGCCAUCACAAUACCGACCUUUGGGGAGACUCUGCUCCUCACGACAACUAUGUGUCAUCUACAUUCUGGCCAUCCGGUCUUGCGUGGCUGGCGACACACAUCUUCGAACAUUACCAAUUCACCGGUGAUGUCGAUGUGUUGCGUGAACAUUUCGAUGCUCUUAGAGACUCCGUGCUAUUCUUCCUGGACUUCAUGACGGACUACAAAGGCUGGAAGGUGACAAAUCGUUCGAUCUCGCCAGAGAACAAAUAUUAUCUCCCGAAUUCGUCGAGCGCAGCCGCCAUCACACUUGGCCCGACCAUCGACAACUCAAUUGUCUGGGCUCUGCUCGUAUUGAAGAGUUGA
Molecule: messenger RNA, 1299 nt
Organism: Phaeoacremonium minimum UCRPA7
Lineage: Eukaryota; Fungi; Ascomycota; Sordariomycetes; Togniniales; Togniniaceae
Product: putative alpha-l-fucosidase protein
Exons: 3
Coding region: 1-1299 (432 amino acids)
Biological process (GO): carbohydrate metabolic process
Molecular function (GO): alpha-L-fucosidase activity
Source: RefSeq, a predicted model, not a curated record